This is a messenger RNA of Penicillium macrosclerotiorum, 609 nucleotides long. RefSeq names its product COX20 family protein. The record is from RefSeq and is a predicted model, not a curated record. Lineage: Eukaryota; Fungi; Ascomycota; Eurotiomycetes; Eurotiales; Aspergillaceae. The coding region runs from base 1 to 609 and encodes 202 amino acids. Gene Ontology annotation, cellular component: mitochondrion; mitochondrial inner membrane. The transcript has 2 exons. Gene Ontology annotation, biological process: mitochondrial respiratory chain complex IV assembly.
AUGGCAGGGGAUUCUCAAAAUUCAGGCUCAAGCCAAGAGCCUGGCAGCCAUCUCCCUGCCAGCACACCAAAUACCACUGAUCCGACCAAACCGAGGCAUGAAUUCCCACAAUCGCAAGUUGGAAAGCUAUGGGAUGCCUUCGGGAAUCCUGAGGAGCCCGUGAAUGCCCUCGCCAAUGCCACCUACAAGCCUAGGGGUAAGAACCCCAACGAUAUCUCGUACUCGGACGUCGUCGGCACAGUUUCGAUUUCCGAGAUUUCUUCAUUCUACAAAGCACCAUGCGCUCGCGAAUCGUUAAUGACUGGCAUCGGUGCCGGUUUUGGAAUCGGUGGUACUCGCGCCAUUUUCGGAGGAACGCGCGCUUUAUGGUCUGCGGGAAACUGGGCUGUGGGUAUAUUCGCUAUCACUUCCUUGGGAGCUUACGAGUUUUGCCGACGACGUCGGAUUCAAGAAUUACAUGGCAUGAAGGAGGCGGUCGAGCUGAUGAAGGAAUUGAAAGAGAAAAAGCUGCGCGAUAAGGAAAAGGCUGCCGUCGAGGCCGCGCAACGUGCGGAGGAAGAACGUCGGAAGAAGAGCUGGACGAAUCUCUCCAACUACAAGUUCUGGUAG